GCGGAGGCACUGGACAGUGAGCAUGGCGGAAAACACUUCAGGGCCGGCAGACAUGUACAUAAAGUCGUGGUCAGAACCUCAAAACACAGACUGGGUUCUCACUUCUCUCUCAUCUCGAUUCCAUCCAUCUCAAAUUUCCCCCUCCGCAACGCACAUCCCUCCAUGAUGCAUCGAGCCAUCGACACAUAUGACCAUAUCUCAAUCGCCGAGAUUGUAAUAUAUGUUCCCUUCCUCAUCAUUUCCGUGUUCCUCGGCUUCAGACAUGGCUUCCGCAGGAGCGCCGGCUUCUACUUCCUCAUCAUCCUCUCUCUCGCGCGCAUCAUCGGCAGCGCCCUCCGGCUCGCCACCAUCUCCGACGCCACCAACACAAACCUCUACGCCGGCUGGCUGACGCUGAACAACCUCGGCCUCUCCCCCCUCAUCCUGACCCUCCUCAGCCUCGUCGCGCGCGUCAUGGACAGCAUCCACCGCAGCGGCGUGACGAUCCUUCAACCCCGCUACCGGCGAGCCGUCGACACCAUCCUCCUCGUGGCCCUCAUCCUCAGCAUCGUCGGCGGCACCCAGUCGACCUACGAGGUCACCGCCUCCUCGGGGGUGCAGAUCCAGUACGCCAGCAUCUCCCGCGUGGCCCUCGGCCUGAUGCUCGCCGGCUACGUCCUGCUGUGCGUGCAGACGGCCAUGGUCGCGCUCCGGCACUCGCUGAUCGAGGCCGGCGAGCGCCGCGUCCUGCUGGCCGUCGCGCUUGCCCUGCCCUUCGUCCUCGUGCGCAUCGUGUCGUCGUGCCUGCGCGUCUUCGCCGGCGAGACGGCUACCGUGUGGCGCUACCUCGGCAUGGAGGUCAUCAUGGAGAUUGUCGCUGUGACUAUCUGCCUGGGCAUGGGCUUGACGCUCAGGAGAGUCCCCAAGUUGCCUGAGGGGACUAGGAUGGAGCAGAGGAGCGGGCGCAGGGGCGGACGCAGGAGUGGGCAUAGGAACAGGUCGUCAAGGAACACACAGACGGUGUAGCUGGUGUAUGGCAUGACUUUGGAUGAUCAUACUUUAUGGGGAAUUAGACAGGCUGUCAGUGCAGACACACGGGUUGAAAUGAUAAGAGGAGAGUGUUCAUAGGGAAUGGGGCUCGUGUACGGGGCAGUACAGGAAAAGGAUUCCGGUGCUACUUUGGGAAGGGACAUACUAGAUUUUUGUCAAACACGUGGGUUGUGAUUUACAAGGCAGUUGUGUUAUUUAGAUACCAUCUUUGUUAUAUCAUAUGACCCGGCGAGGAGUAUAUAUUGAUCUGUAGCCUUGGAAUUGAGUUUUAAUAGUA
Messenger RNA from Phialemonium atrogriseum, 1306 nucleotides. RefSeq lists its product as uncharacterized. The record is from RefSeq and is a predicted model, not a curated record. NCBI's taxonomy places the organism in Eukaryota, Fungi, Ascomycota, Sordariomycetes, Cephalothecales, Cephalothecaceae. The coding region runs from base 163 to 1005 and encodes 280 amino acids. The transcript is spliced from 2 exons.